Messenger RNA from Erythranthe guttata (spotted monkey flower), 2271 nucleotides. RefSeq names its product cytokinin oxidase 7 (gene CKX7). Gene Ontology annotation, biological process: cytokinin metabolic process. Gene Ontology annotation, molecular function: cytokinin dehydrogenase activity; FAD binding. The record is from RefSeq and is a predicted model, not a curated record. NCBI's taxonomy places the organism in Eukaryota, Viridiplantae, Streptophyta, Magnoliopsida, Lamiales, Phrymaceae.
ACAGCUUCAAAAAAAGAAUUAGAAAAAAAAUUGCCGAAAUGAAAAGAGAGUAGCCAGCUGCGAAUCUUGGUAAAAUACCUCAUAACCACUAAACAGGAAAUAAGCAUCAUUUUGUAAAAACAAGUGGCGGACAGUUGCAGCUGACCCUCUUAGCCGAUAGGAGAGAGAGAGUAGAGAGAGAGAGAUUGAAUUUUGAAACCCUUUUACUUUUCCUCUUUCUCUCUCUCUCUCUCUUUGUUUUUUUUUCUAAUUUAAUGUUUAGUAUUUAAAAAUUCCACUGAGCUACCACUAUUUAUAAUUCCGAUAUAUAAUCCUGAUACAAUUGCGCCAUUUAUACACUCCAAGAUUUCAUUUCAAUAAAGAAACCGUAGCCACAUCUUUUUCUAUUCGAAAAAAAAAACCAUGAUAGCGUAUAUAGAGAGGUUUGUACACGAAAACGACGUCGACUCCAUGCCGGAGCAGGACACGGCGGCGGAGCAGGACCGCGGCGACGUCUUGCCGCUCUUCAACGGCGUCGACCUCCACGGGACGGUGGAAUUCGCCGGAUGCGGAUGCGGCUCAGACGCCGGUAAAGAUUUCGGCGGGACCCACUUCACUGAGCCGUUGGCCGUCAUUCGGCCCUCAAACAGCGCCGACGUGGCGAAGGUUGUCAGGCUGGCGUCGCGGUCGCCGCACCUGACCGUGGCUGCCCGCGGUAACGGGCACUCCGUCAACGGGCAGGCCAUGGCCCACCGCUCCCUCGUCCUCGACAUGAAGUCAAUCGAAAGUAGAAUCGACGUUGACCCCGCGGCGGAGCUGGCUGACGUCAGCGGCGGUGCAUUGUGGGAGGAUGUACUGGAGCACUGCGUUUCCCGGUACGGCCUCGCCCCACGCUCGUGGACGGAUUACUUGGGUUUGACGGUCGGCGGCACUCUGUCUAACGCCGGCGUUAGUGGUCAGGCUUUCGUUUACGGUCCCCAGACGGAAAAUGUAACGGAGCUGGAAGUCGUUACAGGAAACGGCGACGUAUUGGUUUGUUCCAAGAAUCAGAAUCCGGAACUCUUCUUCAGCGUUCUUGGUGGACUCGGGCAGUUCGGAGUCAUCACUCGGGCCCGGGUCAUGCUCCAACCCGCACCCGACAUGGUGAGGUGGAUAAGGGUGGUGUACAGUGAGUUCAGCGAUUUCACUCGGGAUGCCGAGUUGCUGGUGACUCGGCCGGCGGGUGACUCGUUCGAUUACGUGGAAGGUUUUGUAGUCACCAACAGCGAUGACCCGGUUAACGGGUGGCCAACGGUUCCAUUGGAUACAAAUCAAUCAUUUGACCCGACCCGGAUCCCUCGUAAUGCCGGCCCGGUUGUUUACUGCCUUGAGGUGGCCUUGCAUUACAGUAAUGAGGACCCGCCUUUCACAGUUGACAUGAGGGUGGAGAGAUUGAUGGGAGGGAUGAGAGUGAAGGAGGGAAUGAGGUUCGAGGUGGAAGUGGGGUACGUGGAGUUUCUGUCACGUGUGAAGCGUGCGGAGAAAGAGGCAAAGGCAAAUGGUAUAUGGGAAGCCCCACACCCGUGGCUUAACCUAUUCAUCUCCAAAACAGACAUCGCUCAUUUCGACCGUCUUGUCUUUCAGAAUAUUUUGCACCAUGGCGUCGGUGGCCCUAUGCUUGUCUACCCUCUACUACGUUCCAAGUGGGAUAGCCGGAAAUCGACGGUGUUGCCGGAAGGGGAGAUAUUUUAUUUGGUGGCGCUGCUGCGGUUCUGCUUCCCAUAUCCAAAAGGUUUGUCGGUGCAAGAAAUGGUUGUACAGAAUCAAGAAAUUGUUCAAACAUGCACUAACAAUGGCUUUGACUUCAAGUUGUACCUUCCCCAUUACAACUCCACAGAUGAUUGGAAACACCACUUUGGGAAUCAAUGGACCAGAUUUCAGGGGAGAAAAGCCUCUUUUGAUCCAAUGGCUCUCCUUGCACCUGGCCAGAAAAUAUUUCCUAGAAAUUGGCAGCCCUCCUGAUUUUUUUUUUCCAUUUAUUAUUUGGUGGUGGUGCUUUUUUUAUUUUUAUUAUUAUUUUUUUUUAUUUUCCACUCUCUUUACGGGGGUUUAAUUAAUUUCCAGAUGUAAAUGAAUUAUCUCGACGAAAAUUUUAAUUUUUUUUAUUUCUAUUUUUUAAUUUCUAGGUAUCAAUAAUUAGUGGUGUGCUGGGCCAAAUCCAAUAGGCAAUAAGAUUUGUGUUGUAUGACAGAAAUGUGGAAAGUCCAAAAAUGGUGGUUUGUCUUUACAAGAGAAUGACAAUUUUAUCAGCCU